Messenger RNA from Aspergillus ibericus CBS 121593, 3204 nucleotides. Its product is annotated as translation initiation factor 2. Bases 31 to 3060 code for a protein of 1009 amino acids. The transcript is spliced from 3 exons. Gene Ontology annotation, molecular function: GTP binding; GTPase activity; translation initiation factor activity. Gene Ontology annotation, biological process: translational initiation. The record is from RefSeq and is a predicted model, not a curated record. NCBI's taxonomy places the organism in Eukaryota, Fungi, Ascomycota, Eurotiomycetes, Eurotiales, Aspergillaceae.
GAGGGAUUCGCUGUGAGCAACGACAACAUCAUGCACAGGCGGGCAGCUUUGGAACUAUCCCGCCGUCACGGUGUCGAAUGGUCGUGCGCAACCGCCCGCAGAAAUGCUGCUUUCGCUCCGAUAGUAGGCCUGGUUCCUCGCCGGUCCUUUCGAAGCUCGCUCCCCCACCCCGACUCCGAGCCUCCAUCAAACAAUCCGGGCGAUUCAGAUGCAGGUUCCGCUCCUGCCCCUGCGGCACCGAAGUUUGGUAAUCGCUGGGGCAGCAAGACACAGAGACCGCUCGCGCUUAGUCCGGCAGAGCAAGCCAUCCGAGACGCUUUAGUAGCAAAGCAGCAACAAGAGCAGCUGCGGCAGCAACAGGAGCGGCAGAAGCGGCAGCAGGAAGAGGAAAAACGAAGGGAGAGACAACAACGACGGAGGGAAGCCCGCCAGGCUCGCACGGAACAGCCGUGGCCAAGCACGAGAUGGCGUGAGGGCCGUCCCCGACAGCCCAGGGAAUCCGAUCAUCCCCCCAGGCGGCGUCCUGCUCCCCCCGUCGUUGAGGACGAGGAAAGCUUGGCUCUCCAACCCGACAAGUCACUCGAGAUCACCAUCAACAGAAUACCCGAGCAGGUGCGGUCGACGAGUUGGAACUGUCCGGAUUGUCAGAAAAGGUGUUCCGGGGAGCAGACUGUCUGCCCGUGUUGCAAAGCAGAGAGACCGGUCUUGCUUGCAAACCCAAAACGACCGUGGGCCCCACCUCGCUAUCGUAGGAGCGAGGAGGAUGCCGUGAAGAUCCGGAGAUUAGGCCCGUCAGGUCCGGAGAAAAAGGAUGACGAUACGGAUAAGAACCUCGACCGAAGGGAAGUAGCCUUCCGGGAAUAUGCGGCAAGCGUGGGACGAUUCGCUGGUGCACGGCCUGUGUUCGACCUUGACUUCGAGGAAAAAAGACGAGCCUCCGAAAACAAGGAAGCGAGUGCAGCAAAGAAAGAAAAGCCGAAGUCUGAUACGGAAGACAAGCAGGCAAAGCCAGCCAAGCCCAGUGACCCGUGGGCCUGGGAUGCGUCAUCCUUGAAGAAUAUUAGAAUACGACACGACGAUGAUGUUGAAAUAAGGCCGAAGCGACGAGACAAUCGCAAGCAACGGGAGACGGGGAGAAGCGAGGAGGAUGAAUUCGACGAGGACGAUGAGGCCGAGCGCAAGAAACGUCGUGAAGAGAAGAAACGCUUGAAGAAGGAGAAGGCACGCAAGAAGGAGUUGCAGACUGCCGCUCCUAGUCCCUUGUACCUCCCUGAGUUCAUCAGUGUCAGCAACCUGGCGGAUGUGAUUGGCGUCCGCCCCGCACAAUUCGUCCAGCGGAUGGAGGAUAUGGGCUUCGAGGAUGUCACCUAUGACCAUGUCCUUGAUGCCGAAACCGCCGGCCUGAUUGCCACGGAAUACAACUACGAACCCAUCUUUGACAAUGGCGAGGAAGAUUUGAUGGCGGCGCCGGAGCCGGAAGACAAAUCGAGCCUGCCCCCGAGGCCCCCAGUUGUGACGAUCAUGGGCCACGUUGACCACGGUAAAACCACCAUUCUGGACUGGCUUCGCAAUUCCUCCAUUGCCGCGUCCGAGCACGGAGGUAUCACGCAGCACAUUGGUGCGUUCUCCGUCGCCAUGCCCUCCGGAAAGACCAUUACCUUCUUGGAUACUCCUGGCCACGCAGCAUUCUUGGAUAUGCGCCGUCGUGGUGCGGACGUGACGGAUAUUGUGGUGCUCGUGGUAGCGGCAGAUGACAGUGUUAAGCCCCAGACGAUCGAGGCGAUCAAACACGCUACCUCUGCCAAUGUCCCGAUCAUCGUUGCUAUGAGCAAGAUGGACAAGGAGGGCGUCAACCCCGAGAAGGUCAAGCAGGAUCUGUCGAUGCACGAUGUGCACGUCGAGGAUUACGGUGGCGACGUGCAAGCGAUUGGAGUGAGUGGUAAGACCGGCCAGGGAAUGCUGGAGCUUGAAGAAGCCAUUGUUACUUUGUCCGAGGUGCUCGAUCACCGGGCCGACCCCAACGGCAACGUUGAAGGAUGGGUGGUCGAGGGCACAACGAAGAGCUAUGGCCGUGUGGCCACGAUGCUUAUCCGGCGCGGUACGCUGCGACCGGGAGAUAUCAUUGUUGCGGGCACCACCUGGACGCGUGUGCGCACGCUCCGCAAUGAGGCCGGCGUCGCGGUUCCCGAGGCCACACCGGGCAUGCCGGUGGAGGUGGAUGGCUGGCGAGAGCAGCCCGAGGCGGGCACCGAGUUCCUGCAGGCUGACGACGAGCAGCAUGCCAAGGAAGUCGUGGAGUACCGGAUGGACAAGGUCGAGACACAUAAACUGAGUGAAGACAUGGCCGCGAUCAACGAAGCGCGUCGGGAAAAGCUGGAGAAGCGCCGUCAAGAAGAGGCGGGCAAGAAGGUGGAAGAGACUGCACCAUCCGGCCCGAAGCCGGUGCAGUUCAUCAUCAAGGCCGACGUGGGCGGCUCCGCCGAGGCAGUCCUCAACUCGGUCACUGCAGUCGGCAACAACGAAGUGUAUGCCAACGUGCUUCGCUCCGAGGUAGGCCCGGUCAGCGAGUUCGACAUUGAGCACGCGGCUACGGCCAAUGGCCACAUCAUCUCCUUCAACAUGGCCAUCGACCCCACGAUAUCCCGGAUGGCCGAGAAGCGCGGCGUGAACAUCAUGGAUCACAAUGUCAUCUACAAACUCACCGACGAGGUCAAGAGCAUCCUGAGUGAGCAUCUGCCCCCGAAUGUCACCCAACGGGUGACCGGAGAAGCCGAGGUCGGACAGGUCUUCGAGAUCUCGCUCAAGGGCCGCAACAAGACGUUCAUUGCCGGAUGCAAGGUGCGCAAUGGAACCAUCAACCGGGCCAAGAAGGUGCGCGUGCUGCGCGGCCAGGAGACAAUCUACGAUGGCUCGAUUUCAUCCCUGAAGAACGUCAAGAAGGACGUGACGGAAAUGCGCAAAGACACGGAAUGUGGUAUCGGCUUCGAGGGCUGGACCGAGUUUGCGGUUGGCGACCAUAUCCAGUGCUACGAGGAGAUUUACGAGAAGCGAUACCUCUAAUCAACUCUUUGACUUUGGAUUGUAUUACUACUUCAUACCCUCUCCUUUAUGUCGACAUCCCCCAAAGCAUGACCCGGCGCGGUGGAGGACCUUUCUGUACCAUAUUCCCCUUGAUAUACAUAGACACCUACCUUCUUCCCACUC